GUGGCUAUCUAGCUUCUGGGACCAAACCCUUCUCUGGUUGGUCCUAAAGUCUUGAACUUUGACUCCUAGCUUCUCCCCAAGAAGAUGGGAUGGCUUUGACCUUUUCCUGCUCUGAGGUUCCUUUUCUCCCCUGACUGCCUUUCGCUUGCCUCUGGAGUUUCCCUGCUUCUCACACUUGUUUAAACCACUUUUCCUCUGCUUGCUGCUUAUACCGGGACAGAAGGUGAAAGCAAGAAGUGGAAAGCUGUCGUUGCCAUGCUCUGGAAGCGGGGGAGGGUCAGUUUUCCCAUUUUUCUGUUCCCCUCUCUCCCUGCCCCCAGCCUGUCCAUGCCUGCAGGACGAGGUUCUGUCCCCUCUGGAAGACGGGCUCUUCUAGAGUGAACUGGCUAGUAAGGAGUUGCAAACUACCUGUCUUGAGGUUUGUUAGGAGGAACAUGGGGUGUUUUUCUUGGAGUACGGAAGACUUAGGCACACAGUAGUUUCCCCCCAAAUAUCUUAAGGGUUGUGGUGUAGAGAAAGAAUUACCCUUACUUUGUUUUGGGAGACCUGCUUUAAUCUACUGGAAGGAAGAACUUUUUGACAGACUUGACCCCUCCAAUGGCCUUGUGAGGUGUGGCAUGCGCUGCGUGUGCCAUCACCGGAAAUGUCCAACAGAGACUGUUGUGGAAGAGAUGCCCCUGCUGGGGGGAGGCUCGCCUAGCUCUAGUUCAUCUCUAAAAAGCUGCUUUUCACCCGAAAGUGCUGUAAUUCUAGGAGUGGAUCCUGUGUUUAUCAUGCAGUUUUACUUGUUCUUCUUGCUGCCAGCUGUAGGUGAGAGAGCCUGUUUCCUUUGACACCUUUGGUGAAACCCUUCUUCCUCUUCCUUCCCAGAGUUAGAGAGUCUUGGAGUUGAUGGGUACUGUGGAGGACAUCUGCUCCAGCAUCCCUACCAGCCAGUGACGGAAGCCCUUGCCUAGCUCCGUGGGACACUACCUUUACCUCUGCUCGGGCACCGCCGGUGAUGAGCCUCCUCCCGCGAGUCUCUUCUGUUGUUCGUUAGAGGGACAGAGUGCCGCUGCUGCCUCUUCUGAUACCAGCAGUAAAGACCUUUCUCAGAUGUGAAGGUCCCUCCCCAGUCACUGCUGAGGUCAGACCAGUAUCCAGUAGCUUGGGAACCCUAGUUCACUCGGCAUAGGCCCCUGUCUGAAGAGAGUGCGGCCCAGCCCUACUUGCUUCCAGGGCAAGGCUGCCAGGUCUUUCAUCCAUAUUGACUCAUCUCUGGUUAACUAAUGGUGUGAGUUGCCACCUGCUGGCUCAGGGGUUCUCUGGGCUGCUCUUCUCCAAGGCCUUGUUUCCCCCGUGCCUCCACAGCUAUUGGAGAGUGAACGCAGGUCCUCUAUCCUCUGCUCACUCCCUCCGACCUCAAGGAAACGCGCCCAGCUCCAUAAUGGCAGCAGAGACCCUCAAUUUUGGGCCUGAGUGGCUGAGGGCCCUUUCCAGUGGGGGCAGUGUGGCCUCCCCACCCCCAUCCCCUGCCACGCCCAAAUACAAGCUUGCUGACUAUCGCUAUGGGCGAGAGGAGAUGCUGGCCCUCUUUGUUAAAGAGAACAAGGUCCCCGAUGAGCUCCAGGACAAGGAGUUUGCUGCGGUGUUACAGGAGGAGCCACUGCAACCCCUGGCACUGGAGCCUCUGACUGAGGAGGAGCAGAGAAACUUCUCCCUGUCAGUGAACAGUGUGGCUGUGCUAAGACUGAUGGGGAAAGGGGCUGGUCCCCCCGCAGGUGGCACCUCCCGUGGCAGGGGCAGCACGAGAAGCCGAGGCCGUGGCCGCGGUGACAGCUGCUUUUACCAAAGAAGCAUUGAAGAAGGCGAUGGGGCCUUUGGACGGAAUCCCCGGGAGAUCCAGCGUAGCCAGAGUUGGGAUGACAGGGGCGAGAGACGGUUUGAGAAGUCAGUGAGAAGGGACGGAGCACGAUCCGGGUUUGAGGAGGGAGGGGCUGGCCCUCGGAAGGAACAUGCCCGCUCAGAUAGCGAGAACUGGCGUUCUCUACGAGAGGAGCAAGAGGAUGAGGAAGAGGGCAGUUGGAGACUUGGGGCAGGCCCCCGGCGAGAUGGUGAUCGCUGGCGCUCAGCCAGCCCUGAUGGCGGCCCCCGCUCUGCUGGCUGGCGGGAACAUGGAGAACGGCGUCGCAAGUUUGAAUUUGAUUUACGAGGGGAUCGAGGAGGGUGUGGUGAAGAGGAGGGGCGAACUGGGGGAGGCAGCUCCCACCUUCGGAGGUGCCGAGGGCCCGAUGGCUUUGAUGAUGACAAGGACGGGCUCCCGGAGUGGUGCCUGGACGAUGAGGAUGAAGAGAUGGGCACCUUCGAUGCCUCUGGGGCCUUCUUGCCUCUCAAGAAGGGCCCCAAGGAGGCAAUUCCUGAGGAGCAGGAGCUGGACUUCCAGGGUCUGGAGGAAGAGGAGGAUGAGCCUACAGAAGGGCUGGAUGAGGAUGGGACUGAGGCAGGUGGGAAGGAACUGACCCCACUGCCUCUUCAGGAGAAGUCGUCCAGCUCCUCAUCCCCACUGCCCACCUUGGGCUCACUCUGGGGAACCAAUGGAGAAGGUGAUGAAGCUGUGGAGAAAGAGCUGCCAGCAGCUGAAGGAGACGAUAUGAGAGGAAUCCAGCUAAGUCAUGGGGUGGGCUCACCCCCUGGCCCACCCGGAGAUCUGGAGGAUGAUGAAGGCUUGAAACACCUGCAACAGGAGGCGGAGAAGCUGGUAGCCUCCCUGCAAGACAGCUCCCUGGAAGAGGAGCAGUUCACAGCUGCCUUGCAGGCCCAGGGCCUGCGCCACUCUGCAGCCGCCACUGCUCUCCCACUCAGCCAUGGCGCUGCCCGCAAGUGGUUCUACAAGGACCCGCAGGGGGAAAUCCAAGGCCCCUUCACAACACAGGAGAUGGCAGAGUGGUUCCAGGCUGGCUAUUUCUCCAUGUCACUGCUUGUGAAGCGGGGCUGUGACGAGGGCUUCCAGCCCCUGGGUGAAGUGAUCAAGAUGUGGGGCCGUGUGCCCUUUGCCCCGGGGCCCUCACCACCCCCAUUGCUGGGAAACAUGGAUCAGGAGCGGCUGAAGAAGCAACAGGAGCUGGCAGCAGCUGCCUUGUACCAGCAGCUGCAGCACCAGCAGUUUCUUCAGCUGGUCAGCAGCCGCCAGCUCCCACCGAGUGCGCUCCGGGAAAAGGCAGCUCUGGGAGACCUGCCGCCACAGCAGCAGCAGCUUACAGCGUUCCUGCAGCAGCUCCAGGCUCUCAAACCCCCCAGAGGUGGGGACCAGAACCUGCUCCCGACGAUGAACCGUUCCUUGUCGGUGCCAGAUUCGAGCCCCCUCUGGGACAUACAUACCUCAGCCUCAUCACAGUCAGGUGGUGAGGCCAGUCUUUGGGACAUACCAAUUAAUUCUUCGACUCAGGGUCCAAUUCUAGAACAGCUCCAGCUGCAACAUAAAUGUCAGUUCCAAGAGCGCAGAGAAGUGGAGCUCAGGGUGAAGCGGGAGGAGGAGGAGCGGAAGCGACGGGAGGAGAAGCGACGCCAGCAGCAGCAGCAGCAGCAGCAAGAGGAGCAGAAGCGGCGACAGGAGGAAGAGGAGUUGUUCCGGCGCAAGCAGGUGCGGCAACAGGAGCUGCUGCUGAAGCUUCUGCAGCAGCAGCAGGCAGUGGCCACAGGCCCUGUGCCCCCUGCCCCCAGCUCCCCACCCCCACUCUGGGCUGGCCUGGCCAAGCAAGGCCUCUCCAUGAAGACGCUGCUCGAGCUGCAGUUGGAGGGUGAGCGGCAGCUGCACAAGCAGCCUCCGCCUCGGGAGCCGUCGCGGGCCCAGGCCCCCAGCCACCGUGCGCUUGGGGGCCUGAGCACUGCCCCCCUGUCUCAGUGGGUAGCUGAGACUGGGCCGCUGUGGGGCGGGCCUGACAAGAGUGGGGGCAGCAGCAGUGGCUUGGGACUCUGGGAGGACACCCUUAAAAGUGGUGGUAGCCUGGCCCGAAGCCUAGGCCUGAAGAACAGCCGGAGCAGCCCAUCUCUCAGUGACUCGUACAGCCACCUGUCAGGUCGGCCUGUGCGCAAAAAGACAGAGGAGGAAGAGAAGCUGCUGAAGCUGCUGCAGGGCAUCCCCAGGCCCCAGGAUGGCUUCACCCAGUGGUGUGAGCAGAUGUUGCACACACUGAGCACCACGGGCAGCCUGGACGUGCCCAUGGCUGUAGCGAUCCUCAAGGAGGUGGAAUCCCCCUAUGAUGUCCAUGAUUAUAUCCGUUCCUGCCUGGGGGACACGCUGGAAGCCAAAGAAUUUGCCAAACAAUUCCUGGAACGGAGGGCCAAGCAGAAAGCCAGCCAGCAGCGGCAGCAGCAGCAGGAGGCUUGGCUGAGCAGUGCCUCCCUGCAGACAGCCUUUCAGAGCAACCACAGCACCAAACUUGGCCCUGGGGAGGGCAGCAAGGCCAAGAGGCGGGCACUGAUGCUGCACUCAGAUCCUAGCAUCUUGGGGUACUCCCUGCACGGAUCUUCUGGUGAGAUAGAGAGCGUGGAUGACUACUGACCAGCCCAUCCCACCAGCCCCCUGGGCUGUAGGCCAGGGGCAGCGGCAGCAGCUUGGACCCUUGGGUCUCCAGCCUGCAGGCUCCCCACAAGGAGCAUAGGAGGAGGCAGGGGCAGGGUCCCCAGCACUUGUUACAAACCACACGAUGCACCUUAACUCACCCACCACAAGGCACUUUACAGAUUGGGGGGAAGGGUUUUUUUCCUUUUUUUUUUUUUUUUUUUUUUAUUUUAAACAACAUGGAAGAAAACGUUAGGAGAGACAAAAAAAAGACCAGACUCUAAGCACCUCUGCCCAUCUGGGGAUAGUGGGGGUGACGAUGGAAGGUCCACAGAGGUUCGUUCGUUUUUUUUUUUAAGAAAAAAAGAAAAAUAACGAGGAAAAAAAAAGACUGAAAGAAAAAACACACUGUUGUUUU
Trichechus manatus latirostris (Florida manatee) is the source of this 4958-nucleotide messenger RNA. It is a transcript of the gene GIGYF1, whose product is annotated as GRB10 interacting GYF protein 1. NCBI's taxonomy places the organism in Eukaryota, Metazoa, Chordata, Mammalia, Sirenia, Trichechidae. Gene Ontology annotation, biological process: insulin-like growth factor receptor signaling pathway. Gene Ontology annotation, molecular function: protein binding. The coding region runs from base 1427 to 4540 and encodes 1037 amino acids. Gene Ontology annotation, cellular component: cytosol. The transcript has 27 exons. The record is from RefSeq and is a predicted model, not a curated record.